AUGGUCUCUUCUGCGAUGAAAGCAGAAAUCCGAAAAUCAGCCUCCGAGGUGCAGAUUGAAAACGUAACAAAACCCAAAAAAGGCUCUGUGAAGGCAUGGAGUCCAAGCGAAAGGAAGAAGAAUGAAUGGGACCACAGUCCUUGCAGAAAGAAAGCCCCACCAAGUGGUCAGGGCCACGUAACAUCGGAGCCAUUGUGGCCAUUCCAAGGAUUUGCUGCUUCAAUCUUCCGGUACUUAAAAUAUGUACUCCACCAGAUUGUACCAGAAGACCUGUUCUGGACAGAUGAACUAGCCCAAGAAGUACUGACCAAAAAGGUGGAGCACCUCAGCAGACUCCACCUCCACAAUCCAUGCCGGAAGGAAGGGAAGGCAGUUUCCACCACUGCAACCACUGGGGUGAGGGGUAAGCAAGAGGAGAAACAUGGAUUCUUAUACCCCAAGAAUCCAGCGGUCAAGGUGAGCAAGGACCGAUGCUUUGCCACCAAAGUAGUUCCAAAGGCCCCCAAACAAGAAGCAAACCACCCCAGCAAG
Messenger RNA from Cricetulus griseus (Chinese hamster), 531 nucleotides. NCBI's taxonomy places the organism in Eukaryota, Metazoa, Chordata, Mammalia, Rodentia, Cricetidae. The record is from RefSeq and is a predicted model, not a curated record.